Aspergillus nidulans FGSC A4 is the source of this 2219-nucleotide messenger RNA. Its product is annotated as putative nucleolin protein Nsr1. Lineage: Eukaryota; Fungi; Ascomycota; Eurotiomycetes; Eurotiales; Aspergillaceae. Gene Ontology annotation, molecular function: RNA binding; nucleic acid binding. The record is from RefSeq and is a predicted model, not a curated record. The coding region runs from base 485 to 2059 and encodes 524 amino acids. The transcript has 2 exons.
AAAAUUUUUUUUUCCUUUCCCUUCAUCACCUAUCAACUCCCUAAAUUUCUCACCAAGGAAAAAAAAGUUUCGACUUAUUCUUUGGCUAUAUCACUUUGAUUUGAUCUUCCCUAUUUCAUAUACUUCUACUGACGUGGGAGCGCAAGCUGUAUCUUACCAGAUACACUUCAACAGAGACCUUGUUUGUGGGCUUUUCACACUGAGGGCUGUGGGCUGUAGCAUCUAUUUGUGGGAUCUUACCAUCUUCUUGUGGGUUUCAUAUCAUAGACAGUUGCAUAUCUCCUGUCCGUUUCUGUGGGCUUGAACAUUGUCCGUUGUGGGUUACUUGUGGGCGUCCGCGUAAAUCUCUUCUGAGAUCUACUUCCAGUCGUGCUUAGUCACUUCUGGACAUUGAACACUGUGGGAUUUUCAAAUCGGGUGAUUGAGUACUAGAGGGCUUGCCGCACUUUUCUUUUUUUCUCUUUUCGGAAAAUAAUUAGUCAAAAUGUCUAAGACCAAGUCUGUUGUCAAGAAGGGCGCUGAGAGUGCUGGAAAGCUUGCCGACAAGGCCUUGAGCAAGGUCAAGGAUGCCGGUGUCACCAAGGCUACCCAGUCUCCCAAGGCCAAGAGCAAGCAGAUUGCUCGAGAGAUCGCUUCCAAGGAGAAGAAGCCUAAGAGCAAGAAGAAGGAGCCUACUCCCAGCAGCAGCUCUGAGUCUGAAUCCGAGUCGGAAUCUGAGUCUGAUUCCAGCUCUAGCGAGAGCGAGAGCGAGGAUGAAAAGCCGGUCAAGAAGGAGGUGAAGAAGGAAGCUAAGAAGGCUGAAUCAUCUUCCGAGUCCGAGUCCGACUCGAGCGACAGCGAUGAGGAGAUGAAGGAUGCCUCCAGCAGCGAGAGUGAUAGCGAGAGCGAGAGUGAGGAGGAGAAGAAACCCGCUAAAUCGGCCAAGGCUGAACCCAAGGUGGUUAAAAAGGCCGAGUCUAGCGAGUCAGAGUCUUCUGACUCCUCCGAUUCUGAUUCCGACGAUGAAUCGUCUGAGGAAGAGGAGGUUCCCAAGGCCAAGGCUAAGGCUGCUGAGUCCAGCGACAGCGAGGACUCUGACUCUGAAAGCGAAGAGGAAGCCCCGGCCAAGGCUAAGGGCGACGCCAAGACCUCCAAGGAAGAGUCUGAUUCUGACUCUGACAGCUCGGAGAGUUCUUCCGAUUCUGAUGAGGAGUCUGGUAGCUCCGGGUCCGAGUCUGAGGACAGCGACAAGCCAGCGGAUUCUAAGAAGCGCAAGGCUGAGGAAGAGCCCGCUGCUGCUUCCAAGAAAUCCAAGACUGAGGAGGGUGCCUCCGCUAACCUCUUUGUCGGCAACCUUUCCUGGAACGUCACCGAGGAGUGGCUUCACCAAGAGUUCGAGCAGUUCGGUGAGCUGUCCGCGCGUAUUAUGACCGAACGCGACACUGGCCGCUCCCGUGGAUUCGGUUAUGUUGAAUUCACCAACGCUGCCGAUGCUGCCAAGGCUUACGAGGCCAUGAAGGAACACGAGAUUGACGGCCGCAAGAUCAACCUCGACUACGCCACCGGACGCCCCGCCAACAAGGACCAGGGCGGCUUCAAGGAACGCGCUCAAAACCGUGCCCGCUCUUUUGGCGACCAGACCAGCCCGGAGAGCGACACCCUCUUUGUUGGCAACCUGCCUUUUAGUGCCAACGAGGACUCAGUUCACGAGGUGUUCGGUCCCCAGGGAAAUGUCCUUGGUAUUCGUCUGCCGACUGACAUGGAAUCUGGUCGACCCAAGGGUUUCGGUUACGUCCAGUACUCCUCCGUUGACGAGGCUCGCAAGGCUUACAAUGAGCUUCAAGGAGCCGAGAUCGACGGCCGUCCGAUCCGUUUGGACUUCAGCACCCCUCGUGCUAACAACGGUGGUGGGGGCGGUGGCCGUGGUGGUUUUGGUGGCCGCGGUGGUCGUGGAGGCCCUCGUGGUGGAGGCCGUGGUGGCCGUGGUGGCUUCGGUGGACGCGGCGGUGGUGCCGGGGGUGCCCCUAACCGCGCCAGGGGUGGCAUUCCUGAGUUCAAGGGUACUAAGAUGACCUUUUAGAUAUGUGUUGCGUCUGUAUUCUUCGCUGGGUUUUGAUUUCAACGGUCUCACGGUAAUGCUGUAUUUUAUUAGGUAAUCCGGCAAAAGUUCUGCUUUAACUAGGUUAACGGUGUCAUGAGAUAGACCUCAAUGAAUUUCAUCAAGGGUGCCGCAAUGUCUC